Molecule: messenger RNA, 619 nt
Organism: Rotaria sp. Silwood1
Lineage: Eukaryota; Metazoa; Rotifera; Eurotatoria; Philodinida; Philodinidae
Source: the annotation of a GenBank genome assembly
CACCCACACCCUAGCCAAAAAUACUGCCAUAAUUUCAUAAUUAAUAUAUAAAGGACAAUGUGUAUGUGUUCGAUGAUACUCCGUCUUUCAGCCUGAAUAUAUUCACAUAGUUCUUUUAGGAUGGUUUGGCACUGGUAGUAUGAAUAAUGCACGAAAUGACCACACAGCAUCUGUAUUAAGAAACGGACAAGUAUUAGUUACUGGUGGAUCUAAUUAUAGUUUAUACCUAAAUAGUACCGAACUGUAUGAUCCAUCAAUAGGAACUUGGACAAUGACUGGUAAUAUGAAUUAUAGUCGAGCAGUGCACACAGCAUCCGUAUUAUCAGAUGGAAAAGUAUUAGUUACUGGUGGAUAUGAUGGUAGCUCCUAUCUAAAUAGUGCUGAGCUGUAUGAUCCAUCCACAGGAUUUUGGACAACGACUGGUAUUGUUGGUGGAUGGGAUGGAAGCUCUUUUCUAAAUAGUGCUGAGUUGUAUGAUCCAUCAACAGGACUUUGGACAACAACUGGUGGUAUGAAUAGUGCCCGGAAUGUGCAUACAACAUCGGUAUUAACAAAUGGAGACGUGCUAGCUACUGGUGGAUUUAUCUAUUUUCCUCUGAGUACUUCAGAAUUGUAUUAA